Molecule: messenger RNA, 2862 nt
Organism: Danio aesculapii
Lineage: Eukaryota; Metazoa; Chordata; Actinopteri; Cypriniformes; Danionidae
Gene: acsl2
Product: acyl-CoA synthetase long chain family member 2
Exons: 21
Coding region: 221-2368 (715 amino acids)
Biological process (GO): long-chain fatty acid metabolic process; very long-chain fatty acid metabolic process; long-chain fatty-acyl-CoA biosynthetic process
Cellular component (GO): membrane; endoplasmic reticulum
Molecular function (GO): arachidonate-CoA ligase activity
Source: RefSeq, a predicted model, not a curated record
AGGUAGUUUAAAGAGUAUUAGGAACGAGGAAAUAUAGUGAAUAGUGUGAGAAGUUUGCUGAGGUUUGUCCCAGGACAGGCUGACGCUGGAGGGGGGAGCGAGGGCGUGUUUGUGAGGGACUGAACACUGGCUCUGGGGUCCCGCGGGGAUUUACUGCAGUGAGGAGAAUAGAGGAACUUUUGGAGGACGGGUGACCCAGAUUUCACACACUCACACAGAUAUGCAGUUUCAGGAGUGGUUACGAUCUCUGCGCUUCCCUGGAGGAGACGGGAAGUCUGAACUGGACAGUCUGAAGACUCUUAUUCCGUCCCUGCCCUCGUCUUUCUCUCUUUCCUCUCUUUCUCUCUCUCCAUCCUCCAUCAUCGGCUUAGGAGCUCUGGCUUCUCUCACUACCUACUGGCUGGUUACUAGACCGAGACCAAUACAGCCUCCCUGUGACCUACAGGCCCAGUCGAUACCUGUACAGGGAGACCAAAGCUGCAGGCGCUCAGCUUUACUGAAGGACGACAAUCUGCUGGACUUUUACUAUGAGGACACGAAGACAGCGUACGACAUGUUCCAGCGAGGACUGCGGAUAGCAGGUGAUGGCCCAUGUCUGGGCUUCAGGAAACCCGGAGAGCCGUAUCAGUGGAUCUCUUACACCGAGGUGGCAGAGCGGGCACAGGUGCUGGGAUCAGGAUUACUGGCAAAAGGCUGCAAACCAAACCCACAGCAGUAUGUGGGCAUCUUUGCACAAAACAGACCUGAGUGGGUCAUUGCAGAGCUGGCUUGCUACACCUUCUCCAUGGUGCUGGUGCCUCUGUACGACACACUAGGGAUCGAGGCCAUGGUUCACAUCCUUAACCUGGCUGAGAUCUCGAUGGUGAUCUGUGAUAAAGAGGAUAAAGCGGAGUCUCUGCUGAGGAAUAAGGAGAAGGGAGUGACGCCCAGCCUGUCCUGCCUGGUGCUCUUUAACUCCUUCAGCGCUGCCCUGCUGGACAGAGGGAGGAAGUGCGGCGUUGAGAUCCUACAGCUCUCACAGAUCAUGGAUCUGGGAAGAGAAAAUUUAAAGCCGCCUGUGCCUCCUAAACCUCAAGAUCUGGCUGUUGUGUGUUUCACCAGUGGGACAACAGGAAAGCCUAAAGGAGCCAUGAUAACUCACGGCAACAUCGCCUCCAACACCUCGUCGGUCAUCAAGAUCCUGGAGGGUUUCUUCGUGAUCCGUCAAGAGGAUGUGUCCAUCUCUUAUCUGCCGCUCGCUCACAUGUUUGAGCGCAUGAUCCAGGUGUCAAUGUUUUGUCAUGGGGCGAGGGUCGGUUUUUACCAGGGUGAUAUUUCUCUGUUGAUGGAUGACAUAAAGACCCUGAAGCCCACUUUUUUCCCUGUGGUCCCUCGAUUACUCAACCGCAUCUACGACAAGAUUCUGGGCUCGGUUACGUCUCCGCUGAAAAGAGUCAUCCUUCAUUAUGCUGUCAGGAGGAAACAGGCAGAACUGAGCAGUGGCGUCGUGAGGAACAACAGCCUGUGGGACAGACUCAUCUUCAAUAAGAUACAGGCUAGUCUAGGUGGAAAUCUGCGCUUCAUCCUCACCGCAUCUGCACCAAUCUCUCCUGCUGUGCUGUCCUUCCUCAGAGCCACCCUGGGCUGUCUGAUUUUUGAGGGUUAUGGGCAGACGGAGUGCACAGCUGGAUGUACCUUCUCUAUGCCUGGUGACUGGAGUGCAGGUCAUGUUGGUGCUCCAUUACCCUGCGCUAUGGUGAAGCUCACUGAUAUUCCUGACAUGAACUACUACGCCAAGAAUGGAGAAGGAGAGAUCUGCAUCAGGGGUCACAGUGUGUUUCGGGGGUAUCUGAAGGACGAGGAGAGGACGGCAGAAGCUCUGGACACUGACGGAUGGCUUCACACUGGAGACGUGGGACAAUGGCUGCCUAAUGGCACUUUGCGCAUUGUGGACAGAAAGAAGCACAUCUUCAAGCUGUCCCAGGGAGAGUACAUCGCUCCAGAGAAGCUGGAGAACGUCUACAGCCGAUGUGUUCCUGUCCUGCAGGUCUUUGUGCAUGGAGACAGUCUACAGUCUUUUCUGAUAGGAGUAGUAGUUCCAGAUCCAGAGGUGUUCGUCGACUGGGCCAAAGAACGAGGAAUAGUCGGAUCAUAUGAAGAGCUCUGUCAGAAUCCUGAUGUGAAGAAAGCGGUUCUGGAGGACAUGACGGCGGUGGGAAAAGAAGCAGGACUCAAAUCAUUCGAGCAGGUGAAGGAUUUACAUUUGCACCCUGAACUGUUCAGUGUGUCCAACGGCCUGCUGACGCCCACCCUGAAGACCAAACGUGUGGAGAUCAGACGCUUAUUCACUGAGCAGAUCACACAGAUGUACAGUAAAUCAUCCGUAUAGAGGACACACACACACACACACACACACAUCUCAACUAACUCACAAAACUCUUCAUAAUUUAUGAUGAAUCAGCAUAUUUGUGCAUUUUAGCCCAUUUUAGAUGUACUGUACACAAACACACACACGCAAACACAUAUAUGCGUUUUCAUGCAUACGCGCGCACACACACACACACACACACACACACACACACACACACACACACGCACGCACACUCAAAGACAUGCGCACAUACACAGACAGAUAAGCACACAUGCAAACAUAAACAUACAUGCACGCGCACACACACAAAACCAAAUAGACACACACAAUCUAUCUGAAUUCCUAGUUGAUGAUCAAUGCUAAGGGAACAGGCGCUCAUACUGUACUGAAUAGCAGUCAGUGUUGUAGAUCAACUGACUGUGUGUGUUUUACUACUGUAAUGUGGGACUAAUCGCAGCUGAUAGAGAUCUACUGUAUUUUAUUGACAGAAGAAUAAAGAUGAUGCCUUAUUA